Messenger RNA from Linum trigynum, 679 nucleotides. The record is from the annotation of a GenBank genome assembly. NCBI's taxonomy places the organism in Eukaryota, Viridiplantae, Streptophyta, Magnoliopsida, Malpighiales, Linaceae.
CAACAAGAUAUUGAGACGCAGAUGAGACGCCGAUGCCGCCUAAUCUUGGAGGAGGAAUCAGAAGAUGAUUUCAGCUUUCAAGACUUCUUCAUCCCUGUUCACGCGUGUCCUCAAGGUGUUGUUGUCCGAGACACUCGACACAAUGAGAUGGUCAAGUCCAAUGGAGCUGCUCCUAUACCCCCGCGGCAACCAGUUGCUAUUAAAAAGAAUAUUCAGAACAAGAAAGGAGAUCAUUCUCCUGGCACUAGGAAGUUGAUGCCCACUGCUAAGUAGCAACGUAAGCUGCGACCUAUAACUGCUAAGACUAGCAGCUCCAAAGGUAUAGGGGCCGAUCGAUCUUGCAAAAUGCCCAAGGGAUGUGAUAGAGGGAUGUCCCCAGAGAUGGUGGAUGCACUUGGCGGGAAUAUGGAAGCAGAUACACCUUUCUUGGCCGAUCCUCUACGUCCCCAAUCAGCUGAUGCAACACGUGAGUUGGUGGAUUCGGAGGAAUCUUUGUCGGGAAAUGAUGGGCAUCCCUAUGAGAUUCGCCGACGGGACCCGAGUACGAAAAGGUAAUCGCAACGAUUGGCUCAAUCAUCCCGUGUGCGCCAGGUAGUGCGGGCGUUUGAGGCUGGGCUGACCAUGAGUAACCCGGUUAAUGAGCAAGGCCUACGUCAACCAAUAACCUCAGACAUUCUGG